This is a messenger RNA of Ylistrum balloti, 7558 nucleotides long. Its product is annotated as calcium/calmodulin-dependent protein kinase type II delta chain-like. The transcript is spliced from 21 exons. Lineage: Eukaryota; Metazoa; Mollusca; Bivalvia; Pectinida; Pectinidae. The record is from RefSeq and is a predicted model, not a curated record. Gene Ontology annotation, biological process: protein phosphorylation. The coding region runs from base 8 to 2059 and encodes 683 amino acids. Gene Ontology annotation, molecular function: calmodulin binding; ATP binding; calcium/calmodulin-dependent protein kinase activity. Gene Ontology annotation, cellular component: cytoplasm; neuron projection.
AUUCAAUAUGGCUGCCCAGACUACUACACAGAAAUUUAGUGAUAUAUACGAUCUAAAAGAAGAACUUGGAAAGGGUGCUUUUUCCAUUGUGAGAAGAUGUGUACAGAAAUCCACAAAUUUAGAGUUUGCUGCAAAAAUCAUUAACACAAAGAAAUUAUCGGCCAGAGAUCAUCAAAAGCUUGAAAGAGAGGCGAGAAUAUGUAGACUAUUAAAACAUCCAAAUAUAGUUCGGUUACAUGAUAGUAUACAGGACGAGGGAUUUCACUAUCUAGUGUUUGACUUGGUAACAGGAGGCGAAUUGUUUGAAGACAUUGUAGCCAGGGAAUUUUACAGUGAGGCAGAUGCAAGUCACUGCAUGCAGCAAAUUUUAGAGAGUGUUAACUAUUGUCACCAACAUGGAAUAGUCCACAGGGAUUUAAAGCCUGAAAACUUGUUGCUAGCUAGCAAAGCCAAAGGUGCGGCAGUAAAGUUAGCUGAUUUUGGAUUGGCCAUAGAAAUACAAGGAGAUCAGCAGGCAUGGUUUGGCUUUGCUGGAACUCCUGGCUAUUUGUCCCCAGAAGUCCUGAGAAAAGACCCCUACGGGAAGCCUGUAGAUAUAUGGGCAUGUGGUGUGAUACUUUAUAUCCUGUUGGUUGGUUACCCACCAUUUUGGGAUGAAGAUCAACACAGACUUUAUGCUCAGAUCAAGGCUGGGGCUUAUGAUUACCCGUCUCCAGAAUGGGAUACAGUGACACCAGAGGCCAAGAAUCUCAUUAAUAGUAUGCUGACUGUCAACCCUGCAAAACGUAUCAACGCCACUGAAGCUCUCAAGCACCCAUGGAUAUGUCAACGUGAGAGAGUGGCAUCUGUGGUUCACAGACAGGAGACUGUUGAUUGCCUCAAGAAAUUCAACGCAAGAAGGAAGCUCAAGGGUGCAAUCCUUACUACAAUGUUGGCUACAAGGAAUUUCUCCAGUCAAGCAUUGCCAGUCACAGCCAAAGUCAACGGUGCAGCAGCUAAUGGCAACAUGGCAGCAAAACUUGCAUCCUCUCUUGUAGUAGAUUCUGGAAAACAGGCAGUUCCAAUUAGAGAUCCACACAUGGAACAAGCAACAGCACUGAAAGAUGCUGCAUUUGAUAAAAAGGACAGGCCCAAGAGUCCAUUUGGAUUGACUGGUGAAUCCAAAGGUACUGCCAAGUUUCCAUUCACAACACCUGAAGUGACUAAAGAGUCCGCAACAAUGGCAUCAAUACUGUUUGGUCAGCCUAAGAAAGAGCCAUCCAACUUCCUUGCUGCUUUGGUCUCUGGCCAAGCCAAACAGGAAGUCUCCAAAAGUAUUGCAGUGUUAACAGGACCAGAAAAAAGUCCAAAACCUGUCCCUCCUGCUUCUGUAGCUGGGCAAAGUCAACUUGAGGACUCCAUGAUAACCAGCGGUGUGAUGGGUGGUGGUCAAGUGGUACCAGUAGUCAGUAGUCCUAAUGACUCGGCAGUGACUGACAUGGCCUUGGGCCGUAGUUUGAUGGCAAAGAAGAAUGAUGGAAUCAAAGAAUCCACUGACAGUUCAGCUACUAUUGAUGAAUCUGAUGACACCAAAGUAGGAAAAAGCGAUAUGGACAGGGGCAUCACUCUGACAGAAUUGCAGAUUAAUGAGUCUUCUACUGAACCUCACAAAACGCCGUGUAGAAAACAGGAUGUGAUCAAACUCACUGAGCAGCUGAUAGCAGCAAUAACUAGUGGCGAUUAUGAAGCAUACACCAAAUUCGUGGAUCCACAUAUGACAUGUUUUGAACCUGAAGCCAUGGGAAACUUAAUAGUUGGCAUGGAUUUCCAUAAAUUUUAUUUUGAUGUACAUACAAAGAACAAUAAGCAGAUCAACACUAGUAUAUUAAACCCCCAUGUUCACCUGUUGGGAGAUGAUGCUGCUUGCAUCGCAUAUGUCAGGCUAACACAGUACAUAGAUAGAAAUGGUCUACCUGUAACUACACAAGCUGAGGAAACCCGUGUCUGGCAGCGUAAGGAUAAUAAGUGGCAGAAUGUUCACUUCCAUCGGUCAGGAAGCCCUUCCGCACCCAACAAAUAGACCCCAAUGGUUACCCUUCUUACGGUGGUAGGAGGGACUUAAUGUUGCCAGAAGCAGAGGGACGGAGCCUUGGGGCCUGUUUUUGCUCAUUCUGACACUUGAGAUUUAUAUUUCCAGCUGGUCAUAUUGUCCUAAGUGGCCGCCUAGCUCUGUGGCCUACUGCUGCCAUGCAUUUAUGUGGCCUGAAGGUGGAGCCAUUAAGGAAUGACCUGUCGCUACACAUUGUUUCUAUCUCAUUGAAGUGUAUGUAUAGGCUGCCACUUAUCUGUUCUGUACUAGGAAUAAUAACACAUAUACCUGUCUAGCCAGCAAGCACACCAUCAUCACCGUCAGCACACGGUCACAUCAUUAGAAAUACUGUCACGAGUCAUCAGAAAAUAGACAGGAUAAAACUUCUUUCGAAUGUUCUUAAAAUGUGUUUAGAGAUAUACUCUCUUUUUGUUAGAAUUUCAUGUAUUGAUAAGUCACACAGCAGAUGACAUGAAAUAAUAUUCUCUGUAAAAUUUUUGUCUCAAAUUCAAAAUUGAUAAAUAAAAUUAUCAAAGCAACAUCAGGUUUUUUUAGUACACGAAAAAAAAACUUUUUUGAUCAAAAAUAGAAGCAAUGAACAAAGCAAUUAUGUGUAGAAUUACAGAACGUGUGAGUGACUGAGGUUGGUUGUAGAGCUUAGUCUUUUUAUUCUAUUUAUGGAUAACCUUGUUACAGAGUACCAGAUUUAUUCAUUAUUCUUAUUGACUUUUAUUAUUAUAAAUGCAAACUAUAACUCUUGUAUCAGUAGUAUGAUAUUGUUACAAAGCUUUACUAAGUAAUCUUGUGUGUUUGUAGGAGAGAAUGUGUGUUUUAUGUGGGGGGAGAUUAGCACUUCUAGAUAAUACUGAUUUUGAAUGUUGAAUGCAUUGCGAUACACAAGUCCCUUUUUUCAGUUAUUGAUCAUGUGCAAUAUUAAUUGUGAUGUUUUUGCCAAUUUUUAAUAAGGUUUCCUUUGAGCCCAUUAUUCAAUCCUACACCUAUGGCUGUUUAGCUGUAUAGUUUGGUGAUAACUAUUGAUAUCAGUCAGCAAACAAACACCACAAUUUACUUAUAUCAAUCAGACGGAUACCUUUUUUUUCAUACCAUUGGGAUCUGAGGUAAACCUGAUCAAUCAGGGCAGAUCUAGUAUCGCCACCACUCCCUACUUGUCUGGUAGUUUAUAUACGUAUAGAUUCAUGCAUAUUCAUUAACAUUUUAACAUGUUUAUCCAUUAUGGGCAUAUUUAGAUGUAUACCAUACCUUUUUGCUGAAUAUUAAUGUAUUUCACUCUUAAAAUUGUAUAUAUUUUGAAAUUAUUUAGUUUUGAAUAAAAAUUGUUAUACACUAUUUUAUGAUAUAGAUACAUUUGUUAUUUCCAGUGUGUAAGCUUAUCUAUAUGUUCAUUUCUCCUUAAUAAAGUGACAGUUUAGGUCACCCCGGGUUGAUGAUAAUCCCAUUGUUUGUUCAUUUAGGACUUUGAACCUGCAGUUGUCACUCCUGUUUGCUCAUUCCUUUGAUGUCUUGAUCAUACAUAAUCUUUGUACACACCCUCCCCGUCCUUACCUUUGAAAUAUGCAAUUUUAGCACCGCCAAGGCAACACCACAUUCCCCUUAGCCUAUCUUGCUUCAGCUCCACCCCACUCCCACCACACCCCUUAUAUGCCUAUUUAUAUAAAUUCUAGGUAUGUUUUCAGUCUGUAGUAUGGUUGAUAUCUAAAUUUCCAGCAGAUUGGCUAUUGAGAGUGUAGUUGAAUUAUUUUGCUCUUGGCCCUUUGCACUAACUAGCAGAAUACUGUAUGGUGAUAUGAUGACAAGUUUCUUUUGAUUAAUCCUGGAAGAAGAGGAAGUUUUCUUAAUAUCAUUAAACGAGGGUUGGUAUGUUCACUACUUUUAGUGUAAGGUUCCUGUGCUAUAGUUUUGUAUGUUUAGUAGAUAUGUUUGCUCGUGAUUGUCAUAUGAAUCACUGGAGCCAUACGCUGCAAUGUUUUAAUCAAAAUGACAAAAUUCAGAUUAUGCAGUUAACUAAAAAUUUAUAUUUUAUUGAAAACAAAAUCAAUGUGAGCUUUUCAUGGUGUGAAUUUCUUAAUCAGCUUUUUACUGAAGCUUGAUAAAUCUUUAAGUAUAUCAAACAUAAAAAUUAGUACAUAAAUGCUUUUUACCUAUAUUUGUCAAUGUACAAGAACUGAGUGGGCCAUCCUGCACUUGAUUUUCAUGAUAAUUUUUGGAGGAAUGGGUUAACAUUACAGUUCCCACGGGACUAUUAUAAUUUAUCAUGAAGAUGGAACCUAAACUUUGUAUUGUAGGCAGAUUUGUAUAUGGUCUGUGUACAUUUAGAACGAGCACAUCUAAUACAAACUGUUGUAAACAGUUCUAAAGUCUCUUAAUAUCAGUACCCUUAUUACUCUUUAUGAAUGUUUUGUAAUACCAACAUGGUAGAUAUGCUUCUUUUUGUUCUCAAAAUUAAAAACUUUAAUUUUUGAAAAUCAUUUGACUAAUUUUUCCUGCUGUCUUGAACCAGAGUUAGGUGGUAUUAAAAUAGGUUAUUAUUAUUUUCCCUUAUAUUAAAGUUUGAUCAUGUAUGUUAACAUAAAUACAAUGUUUGAUUGCUUUUUUCCUUGGGGAAUUUAUGAUGCAUAGAGUGCUAAUAUGUUUAUUGGGGAGUUACUAUUAACAUUAUUAUACGAAAUUUUGAUAUUACCAUUUAUCAUUUUUUUGCAUUCAUUUAUAUACACUUUUUUUCUUCCACAAUGCAUUUUGCUGGUAUAAUGUUUUUGUUUUUCCCAUUGAUCAAUGUGUCAUUACUGGUACCAAGUAGCUGCUGAAUAGCUACAGACUGACAUACCAGGUAAUUUACAGUUUAUAUGAAAGAUCCUUAUGAGCCAUCUGUUUUGCUAGAAAAUAUAUCGUUAAGUAUUCAUAAACCCUACAGUUGUUAUUUGGUACUUCUAGACAUGUAGGACACACUUGAUAAUUUUCUGAGAACAAUUUGUAUUGUACUGUAGUGGUAAAUAAUUAAAUUAAGAUUUCUGUUCACUUAAAAGUUCAAAUGUUAAUCUGCAGAUUCAUUCAACUAUUGGUUAAUUCAAACGAGAAGUUACCAUCAAAAAAGUAUAAAGUUACAAAUAUUUUGUAUAUUAUUCUGCUAUUUACACUCAAAGGCAAUGAUUAUUCAGCAAUAUUGUGGGUUUUUUUAAAUCUAGAUGAUUCUUUUGUUAAUGUCUUUUGUGAUCGUGGUUUGUUUAAUACAUGUUGUGAGACUGUUGAUAGUGUGGGACAUCCUAACAGUAAGCGUUACAUCAGCUCUGGGACAGUCUUACUUCACACCAACAGCUGGCCACAAAAAAUAGGUAUACCUGUGUUGUCUGUGUCUCCGGCCUAUCUCUUCUAUUAUCACAUGCAAAUUAAUUGAUGUCUACACUUUUGAAACAUAUUUAAGCAUUGUUCCUAGCCUUUUGGAAUACUGAUAGUUGAUGUUAGUUUUCUAGUAUGGUACAUUACGUUUUGUAGUAUAGUUAUAACUCCUCGAAGGAGCAUUUCAUAUUUUAAGAAAUAUCUUGUAAAUAUUUUUAAAUAUUUUUGUCAUUUGGAAAAAAACAAUUGUGAGACUUUCAGAAAUACUAACCACAUACAUGUAAGACUCAGAGGAUGUGGAACUGCAUGGUACAGCUUGGCCUACCAUUUUAUACAGCACUGUAUCUGUCGUUACGGACAAGUAACAAUCUGUACAAACUGAUACUCUCAAUAGUUUUGUUGUUUUCUAGUAAAUGUUAAUUUCCUUCAAUUUGAAACAUUCCCUUUGAAAAUAUUUAUACAUACUUUAAUGGUCAUUAGAUUGAAGUUGUAUGACAUACUGGCACGUAUCAGGGUAUUUAUAUGAUCAGUUUAUUUUGUAGUUAAAUCGUGAUUAAAAAGGACAUCGGUCCUAAGCAAGGCUACUUACUCUGUAAUUAUAUUAAAACUACGCUGAAGGUUACACUAUGGACAGCUUUCCUCUGUAUUCCACCAACGCCAUCCUCAACACAAGACGAUGGCCUUAGUCACUGUGCUUUUAGAAACUUUUGGUCCAUGGUGUAAAAAAAGAGUACAAGAUGUACUGAGGGAAGUGUAGUCGCUGUUAGUUGUGCCAUAUUUAUAUACUGAGUUACAACAGUUAACACCAGUUUCAUAAGAGAGUGACAGUAUUUAUGAUAGAUUUUACAGGAAAUUAACUCAUUUGGUGUCGUUUAUUUACAAAUUGUUAAAAUAUUUUUUUCCGAAUGUUUUAUCCUUAAAUGGCAGAGGAUUAGAAAAUUGUGAAUUGAAAAUUUUAUAUGCAGGAAAGUGUACACAUGUAACAUAGAGAAAUGAUAUAUAGUUUAUAAAUUAUAACCAGUUUGGUUAGUUAAUAUAAGAUGCACAAAAUCUUAAGAGUAAUGACAAAAUUAUGUAAAAGUAAAAUGCAAAAAACUUUAAUGCUAUAUUGUAGAGCUGCUGUUAUUUUGAAAUCUGCACAACAGUGUUAAAAAUACAUUGCCAGCAUACAUGUGCUGGUGUUACAUAGCCAGUAUAUAUUUACUGGUGGUGUUACAUAGCCAGUCUAUAAUAGUGGUGUUACAUAGCCAGUAUAUAUUUACUGGUGGUGUUACAUAGCCAGUCUAUAAUAGUGGUGUUACAUAGCCAGUAUAUAUUUACUGGUGGCGUUACAUAGCCAGUAUAUAUUUACUGGUGGCGUUACAUAGCCAGUAUAUAUUUACUGGUGGCGUUACAUAGCCAGUAUAUAUUUACUGGUGGCGUUACAUAGCCAAUAUAUUUGUACUGGUGGCGUUACAUAGCCAGGAUAUUUGUACUGGUUGCGUUACAUAGCCAGUAUAUAUUUACUGGUGGUGUUACGUAGCCAGUCUAUAAUAGUGGUGUUACAUAUCCAAUAUAUAUUUACUGGUGGUGUUACAUAGCCAAUAUAUUUGUACUGGUGGUGUUACAUAGCCAGUAUAUAUUUACUAGUGGUGUUACAUAGCCAGUAUAUAUUUACCGGUGGUGUUACAUAUCCAAUAUAUAUUUACUGGUGGUGUUACAUAGCCAGUAUAUUUGUACUGGUGGUGUUACAUAGCCAGGAUAUUUGUACCGGUGGUGUUACAUAGCCAGUAUAUAUUUACUGGUGGCGUUACAUAGCCAGUAUAUAUUUACUGGUGGUGUUACAUAGCCAGUAUAUUUGUACUGGUGGUGUUACAUAGCCAGGAUAUUUGUACCGGUGGUGUUACAUAGCCAGUAUAUUUGUACUGGUGGUGUUACAUAGCCAGGAUAUUUGUACUUGUACGAUACAAGUUAAUAUCAUUUAAAUGAUCCUUUCUCUUUCUAAGCCAUUACAGCACUUAAGCCACCCAUUUUUUCAUAUAUUAAGUGUCGUACACAUUUCUUAAUUGAAUUUUUUCAACCAUGUAUGUAUGUGAUGUAGUGCUUAAACAAUUUAAAUGUAUCCCUUUUGAAUAAAACACAUCUCAAUUCUGAAUAAAA